GAAACAAAUUUCACCAAGCAGCAAACUAGCAUUCCGCAAAUUUUAGCGAAUUUUUUUUAGUUGAGGGAAUAGCAUUUUAAUUCUUACAGGUUUUGAUACGAAAAGUAUAAGUUAAGUAAAUGCACGACGUUAUUUACUAUAAUGUUUGCUGACUUGCUGUUUAUUCGGAAUGUAGUACUGUUUGUGAUCUGAAAAGGAGACAGCUGUGCUUGCCUUAUCAAACUUCAUUUGUGUCCGCUAAGAAAGGAACACAACUACUUACAAGUAGCCAUACCUCAUAAAUCCCGAGCUCGUCACAGCCUCGCAGAUUGCAACCGAAUCGCAUACACGAUUCUGUUAUUUGCAUUCCGACACCAGAAGCUGGCCGCAUUUUAGGAAUGGGUAUAUGUGCUUCUUGUUGCGGCUCGGGAGAUGAUGCGGGUGAUCGCGAUAGCGAACGUCAGGGACUCAUCAACGGCAUCAACAGCCACCCCCAACCGAUUGAGCCCGUAGCGGGGGAUUAUCAGCGUACUAGCUCUGUGAUCCGCAAAAAUGACGAACAGAGUGCCAUGAACAGGAUAAUCCAUAAAGCAGCCAGUAAUGUUAUCGAUGUUGCCGCACUGGAUACGCACGGCAUGGAACACCACGAAUUCAGCGAAAGAGCCAAAACCUACAAUUUGAAACUGAAUAACGCCGGUCUACAGUUGCGAACUCGCUUAAGAAAAAAAGAAAUUUUGCCGGAAAAUUCCAUUCCCGUUGAUCGGUUAGCUGCUUUCGUUCCGCUACCGGUUCCCGAUUUGGAAAUGAUCAACAAUCUUUCGAGAAGCAUGGAUGAAGCUUUCCAGCACUUCGCGGUGAAUCACACGGAAGAUCUUAUCGUCCAAUUUCCAGUGGCUUGAAUUUUGGAGCUUUGACCAGUUUUUAUACCCGUUUCCGUGAUAAUUUAAGCUGUUGUAUUUGUAUUACAAGUAAAUUUUGAUCUUUUGACUAGUAACUAGUUGAUUGUUGGCUAACUCGUUUGGCGGUUUUCAUCGUUUCCUUUGGCAGUGUUGAUGCUUGUUGCCGUUAAUAUCCUUUUCCGUGCAUCUUGUUUUUCUGCACCGACCACCGUCGUCCCCACAGCUCUGCUUGCAUUCGGUCAAAUUCUGUUACGGCGCUGAAAUCCAUGUUCUUCAGCUGCCGCAGCCAGGAUAAAACAAUGAAGCGGUAG
Messenger RNA from Paramacrobiotus metropolitanus, 1189 nucleotides. RefSeq names its product ragulator complex protein LAMTOR1-like. The record is from RefSeq and is a predicted model, not a curated record. Gene Ontology annotation, biological process: endosomal transport; lysosome organization; positive regulation of MAPK cascade. The coding region runs from base 378 to 878 and encodes 166 amino acids. NCBI's taxonomy places the organism in Eukaryota, Metazoa, Tardigrada, Eutardigrada, Parachela, Macrobiotidae. The transcript is spliced from 5 exons. Gene Ontology annotation, molecular function: guanyl-nucleotide exchange factor activity; molecular adaptor activity. Gene Ontology annotation, cellular component: membrane raft; lysosome; Ragulator complex.